AUGAUGGUGGUCACAGUGCUUGCAGUACUGCUGAGUUGGAUAGGGAAGAUGACAUUGAGGAGGGUAGCACAGGAAGAGGGAACUCUUCUAAAUCUUAUGGAUAGGAUAUUAUCAUGGAAUGUUAGGGGUAUCAACCUAGCUCAGAAACAGGAUACUGUGAAGCAUUUUCUUCAUAAAUAUCAUGUGGGGUUAGUUGGUCUCCUAGAGCAUAAGGUUAAUCUUCCUAACUUAGGGAAGCUUUACCAAAGAGUUUCCCAAAUUGGUGUUUCUCUAGUAAUGCAAGUUAUCAUAAUGGUGGCAGAAUUAUUUUGGCUUGGAAUCCAGGAAGCUUUUCUCUCUAAUAGAGAAGUGUUGUGGAAAGAUUUGAAAGCUUUAAACACACAAGAUCCCUGGAUCUUGUGUGGAGAUUUCAAUUAUGUUAUGAGUACUGAUGAGAGAGUUGGAUCCCCUGUUAGGAAUGCUGAAAUAAUGGAUAUUUGUGAUUGUAUGCAUUUCUGUAGUAUGGAAGAUAUUAAGAGUGUGGGUAAUUUCUACACUUGGAAUAAUAAACAGCAUGGUGCAGCUAGAGUUUUUUCUAAAAUUGAUAGAAUAAUGGCUAAUCCUAAGUGGUUAGGUGUUUAUAGCUCAGCUGAAGUGUGUUUUAUGAAUGAGGGUUGUUUUGAUCAUUCCCCUGGAUUGUUGACUGUCUAUCCUAGGGAUACAGGGGGGAAAAAGCCUUUUAAGUAUUUUACAAUGUGGAAAUCUGCUCCUCAGUUUCUGACUCUUAUCCAAGAGCAAUGGAGUGGUACAGUUCAAGGGAGCAAGAUGUUUGGUGUUGUUCACAAACUGAAGAAGGUGAAGUUGGUUCUCAAAGAGUUGAAUAGAAAGGGAUUCUCUGAUGUUCAAGCUGCUGAUCUUCAAGCAUACCAUGACAUGAUUGCAGCUCAGACAUCAAUGCAUCUUGAUCCUGCUGAUCAGAGUCUUGCUGAUGCAGAACUCAGUGCAGUGCAGAAUUAUAAAAAUAAGCAUCAAGCCUAUUUAGAGUUUUUGAAACAGAAGGCAAAGGCUUCAUGGAUUAGGGAUGGUGAUGAAAAUACCUCCCUCUUCCAUUAG
This is a messenger RNA of Spinacia oleracea (spinach), 1092 nucleotides long. RefSeq lists its product as uncharacterized. The transcript has 2 exons. Gene Ontology annotation, molecular function: catalytic activity. The record is from RefSeq and is a predicted model, not a curated record. The coding region runs from base 1 to 1092 and encodes 363 amino acids. NCBI's taxonomy places the organism in Eukaryota, Viridiplantae, Streptophyta, Magnoliopsida, Caryophyllales, Amaranthaceae.